Molecule: messenger RNA, 1402 nt
Organism: Eucalyptus grandis
Lineage: Eukaryota; Viridiplantae; Streptophyta; Magnoliopsida; Myrtales; Myrtaceae
Exons: 2
Coding region: 80-472 (130 amino acids)
Molecular function (GO): metal ion binding
Source: RefSeq, a predicted model, not a curated record
GCAAUGCAUCCGGAAGAUUCACGAGAUAAUCACACAAACAGAAGGAGUCCUCAACGUGGCCAUCAACAGGAACUGGGAUAUGGCCACGGUGAAGGGGGUGGUCAUGGACGCCAAGGCACUGGCCGAGAACUUGAGGGACAAGAUGAAGAGGGAGGUCAAAAUCGUCCUGCCGAAAAAAGAGGAAGAGGGCGGAGAGGCCAAGGACAAAGAAGGCAGCGGCUGCCACAAGGCGGCAGAGAUUAUCGGCGGAUGGGGGAAAGUGGAAGGCCAGAGGAUGGAGUUUCAGGGGGCAUGCGGCUAUGGUCAGUGUGUGAAUGGGGAGCGAACGCAACCCUAUGAACCCUAUGAACCCGUCUUACCUACACCUUAUGGCAGGUCCUAUCCACCUACCCCGCCCCCGCAUACAUAUUUCGGAUAUGCAGAUUAUUCCAUGCCCUUGAAUGAGAACCCAAAUGCUUGCUCAGUCAUGUGAGGUGAGCAAAAGAAUGAGUGUAAGUAAGAAGAGAGGAUACGGUAAAGAAUGAAACAUUGAUGAAUUUAGGGGUCUGUUGGGAAGGGGAAGUCGCGCCGUAUCUACUGUCUCCUUGGUCAUAUAUUACGAAAUUGUUGCCACUUUCUUCUCCUUCUCUGUUUCGUUUGUUCCUUUUCUUUUUGCCCCUUUCUUGUCUUUGCUUGAGAAAUUGCUUUGGUAGGUAAACUUCUCAAAGCCCUCUGUUAGUCCUGAAUUUGGUUUUGAGUUCUUGAACCCCCUGAUCCACAUGAACGACCCUUCAAUUCCCCCAAUUCAUUAGUUUUUAUUUUCAAGUGAUCCAUCUUCAUUCUCAUCACCCUCUUUUUGAUGUCUGAGAUCCAUGUCUCCAAUUCCCUGUGAAAUCCUUCUCUGUGCGUACCCAAUUUCCUCUUGAUUCAAGCGCACCCACCUUUUUUAAUCCUUCUCAGUCGUCUUCCUCUACGGGCUCAACCAUGUCUCGUCAUUUAACCCUCAAUUCCUGCUAAUGUAUGUGAUAGCUACCCCAUCCGAAUAAAUCUGAAGCUAAGUACCAUAUGGGGUGUUGAUCUAAUUUCAUAUUCUCCCCAAUUAAUUGCUCUGAAAAGGAGAGAAUUCUCUGCACAAAGCACAAGAAUUUCACAGAACUGCGUAGUUUGUAUCUGCAUAAAUGGCAUCUCCUAGCGGGACAUCUUCAGGGGUCAUCCCUGGUUCAGAACUUGGCCUCCGGGGAGGACUCGCAGAUCGUGAGGGACCAGAGGAAGGGAAAGAGGAUGAUCUAGAACCACGAGUCCGGAUGAGGAAGCAGGAGCACCUGGACAAUCUGCCGGAUCAGGUCGCCCAGCUGAACAAGGAGAAAACACCGGAUCAGGACCAACGUCAACAUCACCGCACAGGCACAGCAUUACUUGAGCA